Messenger RNA from Apiotrichum porosum, 696 nucleotides. RefSeq lists its product as uncharacterized. Lineage: Eukaryota; Fungi; Basidiomycota; Tremellomycetes; Trichosporonales; Trichosporonaceae. The record is from RefSeq and is a predicted model, not a curated record. The coding region runs from base 1 to 696 and encodes 231 amino acids. The transcript has a single exon.
AUGACGGGGGAACAUCAUGACAAGGGCGCUGGCCCCAGCGUGAGGAACGGAACCCACAGCGAAGAGCACCUCCACAACGCUCAACCAUCCUCUUCCGGUCCCAACGGACCUCCACCCCUCAGCUUCAGCUUUGCGCAGCAGGGAUACAAGGCUAGUCCCGUUGCAGAGUUUGCUCGCCACCUCCCCACCCCCAAGCUUCAGCGUCCUCCCGCCUUCCCUCCUGGUACCAGCCAUGUCGGUGGGGGAGGAAACAACCCCAGUCCCCAUGUCCGUUCUGGUGGCAUUCCCACCCAGUCCCCCGCUCCUUACAUGGUCCAGGUCCCCCGUGCCACCGCGUUUGGUGCACAGAAGAGGCGUCUGACAACGGUGCCACAGUCGCCGACGCCACUUUCCGCCAACCCCCGCAAUGGACUCCUCGGCGCGACUCCCAGUCGCCAGCUCCCCCAGUUUGGCGGUCCUCUCUCCAUCAGCCUUCCAUUCCAGGAUGACAUGCCUAUUGAGCACCGCCCUCAGCGUUCACGCACAGCCGGACCUCUGUCGGAGGAGAAUGAUGCUGAGAUGGUGGAAGAGGCGUUCCAGAACGACAACCCCUACCCCCGUCGCCCCAAGACCUCCCCACCUGCUCAUGUCGACGAGGCCGGCAAUGCUCCCGCGGGCGGGGAGUUGGAUUCUAGCAAUUCCAACCGCGGCAUGUGA